AUGUGGCCACCCUACAAGCUAGGGAGUAACAAUGAACUGUGCCUCUGAGCACGUACUGAGCGGCGGAGCCUGCUGGCCAAAUCAUGCCUCCACUUCGUCCCCUUUCCCGGUUCUUCGCAGCCUGAGCUCCGGAACGCUCGCCCGGUUCCCUUCUUUGGCAAAGAAGGACGUGACCCCUUUUCCCCUGUUGACAAUCGUCUGGGAAGUGCUGCUUGCCUGCGUGCCCCAGAUGGGAGCGUGCCAGGCGGGGGCCUCUCUUCUUUCCUCGCGGGCUGCUGCUGCUGCGGCAGUGUAAGCUAGCCAGGCUAAGCCCAGCCCCCCUUCUCCCUCCCUGGCCCCGCCCCUUGCCCAUGUGCGGCCCGGGAGUUGAUGUCAUCGUUCCGGCUGCCUGAAAUGUGUGUCAGUGGGGCAUGCCUUUGAUUCUGUCACAUGCAGGCUACACAUGAGCCAGCCGCUAAGGCUUGCCAGAGCCGAACUCCCCCGCUCCCUCCUGGCUAGAAAACAGGAGCGCCUAAUCCCGGAAUUGAAACAAGCCAAAAAGCAGCAACCCUCACCCACAUCUAUAGCUACGUACCAUCAGGGCAGAGCAGGGGUGCGCUGCGCGCGGGGAAGUCUCCAGCCCCCUUUUCCCAAAGCCCUGCACGCAAGCACGUGGGAGCCACAGUAGACAGCCAAACGCUGCCUCCUGAACCUUAACCAUUUUGCACGGCGGCAGCUCAGGAGCGAGCAAGCACACGCGCGCGCGCAUCCGCAGGAGAAAAAGAGAGAAAGUCGCAGAGGAAUCCCUCAGCGCCUACCCUACUUGCUACCGAGCACAUUUCGGCUUGGUGUUGCCUGCUUAGGGGAGCCAGAGAUCACACACGAACGCACAGAUCGAUUGGCGCACACAAGCGCUACACUCAACUCCUCACCGUCGACGCGAUUCCUGCUUUGCAGCCUGAGCCCGGUGAAAUUAACAACGGCAGAGGAGCGCACAGAGACACAACAUGGAUAACAAUUCUGGUGGCGUGAUCCUGUAUGUGGGCUCAACAGCUGGCUCCAGCCCCACCCCAGGCAGCCCUCCCAGUGGAUAUCUGGUGCCUUCACCCCAACACUCUCUGCCCUCCUCGCUGGAAGAACUGACUCUCACUGAGAUUGGGGCCAUCAAGCCACAAAGGGCCAGCUCCCCCUCCUCACCCAAGGUCGCCUUCCAGUUCCCAGAGGGGAUUCGUUAUCCCAGCAAAGGACAGUCGCCCCCAACACAGAGCAGGGUGCCUACCGUCAAGCAGAAUGGAGCCACCGGCACCUUCACCAAGACAGGCGGGAUGGUGCUACUCUGCAAGGUUUGCGGUGACAUUGCCUCAGGCUUUCAUUAUGGCGUCCAUGCUUGUGAAGGAUGUAAGGGCUUCUUUCGCCGCAGCAUCCAGCAAAACAUCAACUACAAGAUGUGCGUGAAGAACGAGAACUGCCUGAUCAUGCGGAUGAACCGCAACCGCUGCCAGCACUGCCGCUUCAAGAAGUGUCUGGUGGUGGGCAUGUCCAGAGACGCGGUGCGCUUUGGGCGCAUCCCUAAGCGAGAGAAGCAGCGGCUGCUGGACGAGAUGCAGAGCUACAUGAACAGCCUGAAUGAGGCUCCCAUGGAUGUUGUCCUGAGCCCCGAGGCAGAUGCCCCCCCCAGCCCAAGCGCCCAGGAAGAGGAGGCCAUUACUGCCAUUUCAAGGGCCUACCACGACAUCUUUGUGAGCGGGCAAGACCGCCUGGGCAAGUCUGGCGGGACCCCAGGGAGCGAGGCCUGCCCCUUGGCCAACUACAACGACCAGCAGCUGAACAAUGCCUACAGCUAUGGGCCGUAUGAGUCGGCCACCCUGCGCCUGUCAAGCUACAGCCCUCAAGAGCCACCCAGUUACGUGGACAACAGUCCCCGGUGCUUUGGCAACGAGAUCUUCCAGGCCCAGCAGGCCAGCUAUUUGCACAAUGCUGGGAGCUACCCAGCUUUUGAAUAUGGCUACCCUGAGGCAAAUCCCCAGAGGGGCUGCCCCUGGCGAGGAACGACCAGCAGAGGCAUUGCCUGUCCCCUGAACGCCACCCCCUACUGCAACAAUGGGAAGAGCAGCCAGCAGGUGUGGGAGGAGUUUUCGCAGUGCUUUACGCCGGCCGUCAAGGAGGUGGUGGAGUUUGCCAAGAGCAUCCCAGGCUUCCAGUCGCUCUGCCAGCAGGACCAAGUGAUGCUGCUGAAAGCCGGCACAUUCCAGGUGCUAAUGGUGCGCUUCUCCUCCCUGUUCAGUCCCAAGGAAAAGGUGGUGACCUUCCUGAGUGGAGAGACAUACUCGCUCUGCAGCCUGCGUACCAUGGGCAUGGGCUCCCUGCUGGAUGCCAUGUUUGAGUUCAGCGAGAAACUCAGUUCACUGGGCUUGGAUGCCCAGGAAAUGGCUCUCUUCAUGGCCGUGGUCCUCGUCUCAGCAGAUCGCUCGGGCAUCUCUGAUGUGGAUGCUAUUGAGAUCCUCCAGGAGACUUUAAUAAGAGCCUUGAGAACUCUAGUAACUAAGAAGCAUCCAGAUGACUCCACACUUUUCCCCAAGCUGCUCCUCCGUCUCCCUGACCUGAGGACCCUCAACAACCAGCAUUCGGAGAAACUCCUUGCCUUCCGGAUCAACCCUUAAGCCCACUGGACCACCCAAACCCUCAGAGUUUGUGGAAGAAGAAUUGAGAAUCAACCAUCAAGCAAAUAUAAUGCAUUGGACUACAUUUUGCUCUUUGGAAGAAGACGACGACGAUGAUGAAAGAAGAGGAGCAGAAGGGAUCCGGCAAGGGCAGGGAGCCCAUCGCUGCUGGGAUCUGCUAGAGCAGAUCCCUCCCCAGUGAGGAGUUCAGAUACAGGAAGAAGGGCGCGUUUCCCGGCCCGCGCUCUCCACGGCGCCGUGCGGAUUGAAGAUCAUUUAUUUGCUAGAGGAGAUCAAGCAAAUGAACUGGACACACGUACCGUGUUGUUUCUAAAUAUGUAUAUAUCUAUGUGUAUAUCUUUUUUUCCUUUAUGCUAUUGUCUCAAGGUUCUAUUCUGUAUAUAUAAACUGAGCGUUGUGUACAUAAUAGUGACUGGUAGCUCUCGGGAAUACCCACAGACAUCCUGAUGAGGUGAUCAUGGCCACCUUAGUUCCUUUUCUUAAUCUGCAUGCUACUGUAGCCCCAAGUCUCUGGCUCUCUUUUGGGGCCUCUAUUCCCUUGCUGCUAUCUCUUGAUAGCAGGAGCAGUAUAUACAGGGCUAAGUGCUGCACUGUCUUAUGAUGUUCAAUAUGUACUGCAGAUUUUACUGGGUAGCUGUUAGGUAGAACUAUUUGGUGGCCAGUUUCCACCCCUCCCCUCCAGGUGAGCAAGUGGGGCCACAACCCUCUUUUGUCUUGUCUGAUGUGGAUAACUAUAUUCUAUUUUGUAAAUAUAUCAAAGAAACCAACACAAAGGGGCUUCCACCAGUUCAUGGGUAGAGUUGUACUUGACUGUCCAAGAUGGCCAAAGCAUGUUCAUGAGGCCAUUGGUGAAAGAGAACGAUUGUAGAGAGGCUAAGUCGGUCGGGGGUCAGAAAGACAGUUCCAGUGGAAGGAGUGUGAGUACUGUUGAAUGGGAGAAGGGAAGUCUAGAUGAGCCAGGAUUCCUUCCAUGCCAAGUCAGAUGCAGGCAAGCAAGCAAAGCAAGCUCAGCUGUUGGGAAGAAAGAGCUACGCCAGUCAAACACUCCUAAUGCCGUUCUGCCCAAACGGACCGGUUCCUUCCAGACAAUGGUGCUUUUUCUGAAGGUUUAAGCUGUGAAUAGUGCUUCCUUCCAGAGUUCCAGCACCUGGCUUUCCAUCCUAACCUCCUGAUAUCUUUCUCUUUCUCCCACCCCAGGACGGAGCUUAGAACCCUGGAGUUCUUGUUGUCUCUAAACUGACUUUGUUAGUUAACGUCAGCUGUGUUCUCACAAUCAUGGCGAUCUUGGUUAAAGAGUUAACCAGGAUUUCUGAGCCCCCAGAAAUCUGUGAGAUGCAGGUUCCCCAGACAAUCUUGAUCAAACCGCCAUGGUUUAACCAGGAUGGUUAUUUAUCCUGGUUAAAUGCAGUUUAACCACGGCACAUUUAAUCUGUGGUUAACCAGGAUUGCCCAGGAAGUCUGUGUUCCCACAACAAGCUCCAUGGGACCCAACUAUCCAGGUGAGCUCUUUAACAAGGAUCACCGUGAUUGUGAGAAUGCAAGCUUCAUCUCUGUUCCAGAUUUACAAAUCUAAACCUAGACCUCUGGCUAAUCAGCCUUAAGCGAAUAAUAAGUAGACUCCUUUUCCCCGAGGGGUUAGGAUGGAACUUAGAAGUGCUGGUUCUAAGAAUCCCGAUUCAUUACACUUCAGGCUGUGUGUACUUGGCACUUUAAUAAUAAUAAUAAUAAUAAUAAUAAUUAAUAAUAAUAAUAGUUCAAAAAGCAACCAUACUGUGCCAAGAAAUGCCAAAAUCUAUGACUUGAAAAAGUUAUGCAAAUAAAACACAUUUGUAUGUAUUUGCUUAUUCUGCACAAUUUAUCUGGCUUCCCCAAACAUGGAACAGGGCUGUGGGAAGGCACAGGAAGUGAUGCAGAGCGUGGAAGCUCCACUGCCUAACAUUGGAAAACCUGCUCAGCAGUCCUUCCCUCUCUUCCGCUAGGCUCUGGCACCUGGGAGGAGGCGCCGUGGAGGGAAAUAUGGUGAGUGCAGGGAGCAUUCGUCACUCAUCCUGCACAUUCCUUUGGUGCUUUAAAUUGCACCCUGCUUCCCACUUUACAUGUGACUGGGGCGCAACCACAUUUUGAAGAAACAGCCUUGCGUAGUUUGGGCUUGAGAUUCCACUAGCUAAAGCCCAACCUGUUUCAAAUAAUAUUCUCAGCCAUAAGGGCUAGAAGCCUGAUUUUUCUUUUUUAAAUGGCAGCUGACAUCCUCAGGAUGCUGGAUUUUGUAUGAGAUACCACAUCCUCUACGUGGAGUCUGGUAGGACUGCAGACACAUGGAUUGCACACACCUGUGGCUAUGUGAAUCCAGAGGUCCCAGUACUCCAGAAAAUGCAUUUUUUCCCCCAGCUGGUGCCCAGAUGGUGUAGAUUCAAAAGAAGGAGCUGAAACGGAACCCUUGUUUGUUUCUUUUUUGAAACUGGUAAGGGAGGUGACCAAAAAGGGCACUGGGGCUCCCUCUCCUGCCCAGUAGGACCCCCACCAUCCCAACUUGUCUGUGGUCAGCUCUGCCCUGUUCUCUGCAUCGAUACAUAUCAGAUCUUGACAUCCCAGUUACAGGAGCUUCUCAUGGCACGUUUCCGUCACCCUCCUGUGUGCAUGAUGUGGGGAAUAGUUGUGUUCUUUGCAGGGUGGGAGGGACACUGUUGCUGCUGUUCAACACUGCUUUUAAAUAAAAACCAAACGUUGCACUUUUGUUAGAAAUCUAGAACAAAUGUUAUAUAUAAAUUAUAUAUAUAGAGAGAGAUAUUAUAAAAGAAUUCCCUCCCUAAACUGGAGUAUAUUUGCUGCAAAGGGAAAAUAGAGAGGGUUUCUUUUGCUGCUGCUGCUGCUGGGAGUCCAAAAGACUCGCAAAAGAGGCCGAGAGGAAAAAAAGAGAGAGUUUAUUUUUUUGUCUAAUAUUGAAGUGCAAUAAUAUAUGAUAAAUAAAAUAAAGCCUUGCUUAACAGUGAAA
Molecule: messenger RNA, 5652 nt
Organism: Hemicordylus capensis (graceful crag lizard)
Lineage: Eukaryota; Metazoa; Chordata; Lepidosauria; Squamata; Cordylidae
Product: nuclear receptor subfamily 1 group D member 1-like
Exons: 8
Coding region: 987-2639 (550 amino acids)
Biological process (GO): cell differentiation; negative regulation of transcription by RNA polymerase II; hormone-mediated signaling pathway
Molecular function (GO): nuclear receptor activity; zinc ion binding; RNA polymerase II cis-regulatory region sequence-specific DNA binding
Source: RefSeq, a predicted model, not a curated record